This is a messenger RNA of Ictalurus punctatus (channel catfish), 2754 nucleotides long. RefSeq names its product septin-5. Lineage: Eukaryota; Metazoa; Chordata; Actinopteri; Siluriformes; Ictaluridae. The record is from RefSeq and is a predicted model, not a curated record. Gene Ontology annotation, biological process: cytoskeleton-dependent cytokinesis; regulation of exocytosis. Gene Ontology annotation, molecular function: molecular adaptor activity; GTPase activity; GTP binding. Gene Ontology annotation, cellular component: septin ring; cell division site; microtubule cytoskeleton.
UGCGCUGAUCAGGAAAGCAUUUUGAAACAGUAACGUCAUUGCCUUCAAAUAAUUGUUAUUAUUAUUUUAAUCUUAUAAACUAGCUCACGUGCGAGUCGGCUCUCAACGUUCAGCUAAAAGAGCCGGUUCACAGAGCCGACUCGUUCACGAGCGACACAUCACUACUAGUAAUACAUUUUUAAAAAUUGUAAUACAAAUAAAUAUUUUAUUUAUGUAUACUUCAAACAAGUUACGUUUCAUUCUGAUUAUGAUGGAACUGGCCGUAAACUAUUUCUAUGAUUCACGCUGCAAAACUCGAUUCAAAUUCAUAUCAUAACGAAUCAAUAGAUGCUUCGAGAAGCACUGGAAUCAAGUUGGUUUGACGUUGGACGUUCGAUAUUCGCAUAAUUUCCGAAUUUCCGCGGAUAUCGAACGUCCAACAUCAAACAAACUUUAUUUCAGUUUGAGAAGCUCGGACUAACGGACUGAUUAGACAAGGCUAACUAGCUAGCUAGUGUGCAAAUAUGGAUCCAAUAGAUAACAAAAAUAAACAUGACGAAGAUGCAGAUCUUGAAGGUAGCAGCUACCUGCUGAACGUUACAGAUGCUGAGUUGGGAGAUCAGUUCAUGCAUACAAGCUCUCCAUUAAAAGACAGGAGUGAAGGUGAAUUAGAAAGCGGCUUCAGGGAUUCUUGUUCUGAUGAGGCCAGUCAGGGCACAGAGAGCAAAGUGGAGACCCUCUCCAAGGGCAUACUUCGUUAUACGUCCCCCUUGCCUAUGCACAAGUGGGUUCAUGUGGGGGAUCCAACUGAUGACAACACUUUUCCACUCUUAAACAGUCCAUGUACUCCCUGUGGAUGCUCCAAUCCAUAUAAACACUUAGAGGACCAAGGGAAGGAGUAUGUCGGUUGUGCUGCGCUGCUGUGCCAAGUCCAACGAAAAGCAGUGAAAAAGGGAUUCGAGUUCACGCUGAUGGUAGUAGGUGAGUCUGGCUUGGGCAAGUCCACUCUUAUCAACAGCCUCUUUCUCACAGACCUGUACAAGGAGCGGACUCUUCAUAAUGCUGAAGGUGGGGAUAAUCAUAAUGAUAAUUUGUGUGUAACUUCGCUGCAGUUUCACAAGACUGAUCGGAAAGACAUUUUGUCUGUCACAGAAAGGAUAAAAAAGACUGUAGCAAUUACCAAGAGGAGCGUAGAAGUUGUUGAAAAGGGAGUUAAGCUACGGCUCAACGUUGUGGAUACUCCAGGUUUUGGAGAUGCUCUCGACAACACUGACAGCUGGAAAGCUGUGGUAGAUUAUAUUAACCAGCAGUUUGAGGAGUACCGAAAGGCAGACAUCCGACUAAACCGUAAGAAGAUUCAGGACAAUCGGGUGCAUUGCUGCCUGUAUUUCAUCUCGCCUAAUGGACACGGACUCAGGCUGAUAGAUAUCCAGUUCAUGAAGGCACUUCAUAAGAAGGUCAACAUAGUGCCUGUUCUGGCUAAAGCAGACUCGCUCACUCGCUCAGAGAUUCAGUAUAUGAAAACCAGGAUUGUGGAUGAGAUCGAUAGACACCAGAUCAAGAUCUACGACUUCCCAGAAUGUGACUCAAGUGACGAUGAGCUCCUAAGAAAGCACAAUUCUUCCCUUAAGAGAUGCAUACCAUUCGCAGUAGUUGGGAGCAACACAAUAGUGGAGAGCAACGGCAGGAAAGUUCGAGCUCGUGUUUAUCCAUGGGGUGUUGUGGAAGUGGAGAACCCUGCUCACUCUGACUUUGUCUAUCUGAGGAGCAUGCUGGUACAUAUACACAUGCAGGACCUGAAAGAAGUGACUGAGGACACGUUGUAUGAGAACUACCGUACUCAGACCAUGUGCCAAAACAAAGACUCUGCUAAUCGGGAUGUAUCUUAAGGAUAUAUUGAAGGAGGAGCUUUGUUAUUAUUGUUAUUGUUCCAGCAGAGUGUGGGGUGUAAAAAAAAUAAAUAAAAAUAAAAAGUUGAUUGCGGUGCUUUUCAUUGCUUACUGUUCACUGUGUAACUGGUGUUCCUGCUGCUUUCAGGUCGUCCUGCGACUCUUUUCCAGCCAUUUCUCAAAAACCAAAGUGUCUUUCCCUUUACUAUAUUUGAACAGUAUCAUAAACGCACUCUAUCAGAUUUAAGGCAAGACACAAGAGGUGAAUUGUUUUUUUAAAAUAGAUAUAAUAAUUAAUCAAAAAAAUUUCAUCAAGCGUGUUUUAGAAGCAAUAACAAAACAAUACUGUCAUUUCUAAUGAGUUUGGAGACAUGGGAUGGUUCUCGGACCCUAACUUUGUAUGCUCCUUUAUAAUCUUUUAUAAAAAGAAAUGCUUAAUCCUGCUACAGCGGCUCCAUUCUCUUCAUCACACGUCUUCUCGAAGUGGAGAACCCUGCUCACUCUGACACUGUCUAUCUGAGGAGCAUGCUGGUACAUACACACACGCAGGACCUGAAAGACGUGACUGAGGACACGUUGUAUGAGAACUACCGUACUCAGAUCAUGUGCCAGAACCAAGACUCUGCUAAUCGGGAUGCAUCUUAAGGAUAUGUUGAAGGAGGAAGACACACUUCUGGGAAUAUUGUAAGAACAAAUAAAAUGUCAGGAAGAACGCAAUUACCAGGACCAUUAUUUCCAAGGAAGUCUUCUUUGUUUGAGUUUAUGCUAAUCGUGUUCACACGUAAAUUUCUGAUGUUACUAUUUAUCCUUCACCAUACAGUAUCCAGUUUUUGUUCAGUCAGUGAUGAAUACAUUUGAGCAAGUAAUAAAUAUUUCUGGGUUAUAA